AUGUUGUCGCAACCGGAUAUCAACAGUCUGCUGCACAACAUGCCUGCGCAGAUUCAGGCGUUAACUACGCAACUCGCCGAGCUACAGGCAAACCCCCCUGCAACAACCCCCUCAGAGACAGCGCAAUUUGCCGAAUGGUGUAUCAAACUCCAGAUUUGGGUUAAGGCAAACUGGGACGCAUUUGCCGAUGACUUUGAGGAGUGCUACAACGUGGGAGUGUGGCCCACCUGGGACGAUCUCAAAGUAGAGAUCAAAAAAUAUCUCAAGCCGCAAGCUGAGCGCAACUGGGCGUGUCAGCAAAUCCGUUCCUUCAAACAAGGCAACAUGAGGACGGAUGAUUUUGUAACCCGGUUCCUGGCCCUCUCCAUCCAAGGGGAUCUUGGUAAUGAACACGCAGUAGAAUUGCUGGAACGCAAUGUGAACCCUUGCAUUGCAGAACAGAUCUAUCUGCAGGAUAUGAGAAAUGAGAAUCUCUCUCAAGCAGCAGAGGAGGUUCGGAAAAUAGGUAGGGCCAUAGAGCUCUACAAAAUGCACCAAGGUGGCGAGACCACCAAAAACAACCAAUCCCAGAGGCGCCCUGGGUCAUCAAACAAUCAUAAUCACUCUCAUGGGUUCAAGUUGUUCGGGCUGCAGCCAGGACAGGGUGCUCCUAUGGAUAUCAGCGCGGUCCAAGGCGGACAGAUGCGCAGAUUCAAGGGCAACUGUGGCCAAGAGGGACACAUGUCCCGAGAUUGCAGAAACGGGGUGCAGGCCGCCCAACAAAAAAAUAACCAAGGGCGCCAGGCGCACCAAUUAGAAUCCGAAAAACCGGACGAUCGGCUCCAGACUCUGGCCAGUCGUUCAUACGACGAAAUCUGGGCCUUCUUCUACGAUCAGCAGGCUGCUGAAAUGAAGGCUCAGGGAAAAGAGUUUGGAGCUUAG
Molecule: messenger RNA, 921 nt
Organism: Serpula lacrymans var. lacrymans S7.9
Lineage: Eukaryota; Fungi; Basidiomycota; Agaricomycetes; Boletales; Serpulaceae
Exons: 3
Coding region: 1-921 (306 amino acids)
Molecular function (GO): zinc ion binding; nucleic acid binding
Source: RefSeq, a predicted model, not a curated record